Molecule: messenger RNA, 1384 nt
Organism: Phragmites australis (common reed)
Lineage: Eukaryota; Viridiplantae; Streptophyta; Magnoliopsida; Poales; Poaceae
Product: B2 protein-like
Exons: 5
Coding region: 89-1078 (329 amino acids)
Biological process (GO): response to endoplasmic reticulum stress
Source: RefSeq, a predicted model, not a curated record
CUCAUAAAAAGCAGACCCAGACUCAGACUCGUCUCCCACCUCUUGAGAUCCAUCCCUUCUCUCGACCAAGAAGAAAGCACAGAACAAGAUGGAGAGCUACGACCGCGAGUUCUGGCAGUUCAGCGACCAGCUGCGGCUGCAGAACAACUUCUCCAACCUCUCCAUCGCCGACUCCAUCUGGUCCAACUCCUCCAACACUACCUUCGCCGACCGCCGCAACGCCGAUCCCCUCCUCUACCCUGACCAGACCACCAAUAGAAGCAGCCCGGGCCUCAUCGGCUCCGGCAAGCUCGCCUUCGGCAACGCCACCACCACCAACGCAGACCGCUACAACUACUUCCCUGCCACCGACACCAAGAACAACAACAGCUCCAACUUCACCUUUAACAAGAACAACCACCCCGGCGCCGUCGGCAACGACUACUACUUCAACAAGAACGCCAACGCCUUCAACAGCAACACCAACGCCGGCGGCGACCUCAUCAAGAGCUACUUCAACAAGUCCGUCGGAAGACCGGCCAACAACAACAUCAACGUCGGCAAGAAGAACGCUGCCCACGACAAGAAGAAGAACGGUACCAACGGCAGCAGCAACAGCAACAGCACCAGCAACGUGGACAAGAGGUUCAAGAGCCUGCCGGCGUCGGAGGCGCUGCCCAGGGGCGAGGCCAUCGGCGGGUACAUCUUCGUCUGCAACAACGACACCAUGGAGGAGAACCUCAAGAGGCAGCUCUUUGGGUUGCCGUCGAGGUACAGGGACUCGGUGAGAGCCAUCAGGCCAGGGCUGCCCCUCUUCCUCUACAACUACUCCACCCACCAGCUCCACGGCAUCUUUGAGGCUGCAAGCUUUGGCGGAUCAAACAUCGAUCCGACAGCUUGGGAGGACAAGAAGUGCCCCGGCGAGUCCCGCUUCCCUGCUCAGGUGAGGGUUGCGACGAGGAAGAUCUGUGACCCGCUGGAGGAGGACGCCUUCCGCCCUAUCCUCCACCACUACGACGGCCCCAAGUUCAGGCUCGAGCUCAGUGUCCCAGAGGCGCUGUCGCUGCUCGAUAUCUUCGCGGAGAAGGUUUUUGCCUGAGUUUCCUUGAGAGUAUGAGCUGACGACGGCGAUUACAAUAAUACUGCUUCCUGAGGGAAGGAAUAAGACUACAAGAUGGGCAUAUGUAUAAUAUUAACAGUAUGCUAAUUAGCAGCAUCUGAUUAUCUAGUGGUGUAACUUUUGUGCUAGAUUUGGGCUUUGAGGUGCAGGAGCAGUGUGUCCAUGACUCCAUGUAUCACAAAUUCAGGAUACUGCCGCCCCCUCAUCGUGUAAGAUAUACAAAAAAAGAAAAGCAGGCUUUCUUGAGCUCAUAUAAAUCAGACACGGUUGCAUGAACAGAAACAA